This is a messenger RNA of Penicillium longicatenatum, 3165 nucleotides long. RefSeq lists its product as uncharacterized. The transcript has a single exon. The record is from RefSeq and is a predicted model, not a curated record. The coding region runs from base 1 to 3165 and encodes 1054 amino acids. NCBI's taxonomy places the organism in Eukaryota, Fungi, Ascomycota, Eurotiomycetes, Eurotiales, Aspergillaceae.
AUGAGAAGGUGCCUGUGCCCCGGCGGCCUCUUGCGAACUGGUCGUGGGUCAAUCCUCUCUCUUCGACGUGUCUCCCCUCCUUCCGCCCUCCAGACCCGACUUUCAUCGGCGAAAUGCAACAUAAAGCCUAAAGAGUACGACUUUCUACUCACCUACAACUCCCUACCACCGUCCCCUCUCCCGUCAUGGGAAAAGUACAAUAUCGAAUCCUGGAUACCACUUUUGGAGAAAUGUGUCCCACCAGCGCAAAAGGGCGAGAUCACCCCGGGCAAGCCCGAGGCUGGCGCUUCACUGCUAGAUCAUGCAGCCAUUCUUGAUCGCGGUCAUGCUUUGAAGGCAUUCCUGUACCAUGCGAGAACUGAGGCAAGAUUGAAUCUGGUCAAUCAUCUGGGAUUUGACUUGGGCCAAUGGUCUUAUGUAUACCGCCUCCUAGGCACUUUCGUCGACACAUACGAAGUGCUCAUUCCUUACAUGACUCCUCAGCGCCCAACAUCAUGCUUUGCCUGGAAAAACACAGGACUCUCUCUUGACCAGCUCUCAGAGGCUCCUCAUGAUGAUCUUAUAAUUAAACGCGAAUUAAUACCGAUAUCUUCGCCUUCUGACAACAUCCCUCUUGCAAUGCUGUCAGGAGCACGACCAGCAGCAAGGGAAUUCGCUCGCACGUUCUUGGGGGAAAUAUUAGUGAACCUUGGUUCAUUGGUACUGGAAGCUGCAGAUCGACCAGCAGCUGAGUCUGAGCUUGCAAUGUCCUGUGUUUACCGUAUCCUUGCUCGUUUGCACCACCUAGACUUGAUUUCCGACAGAGUGUACCAAUCGCCAGAUGACAAAACCAAUUUGUCAUCACUCCGACCACCCGGAUUACAUCUGCUUACGGGCCACAUUAUGAGUGUUCUUUCUGACGCAGCAUGGUUGGAACACGAGUCUGCCCUUGCAUCCGCAGCCACCGAAGCAGGAGAAGAGCCCCCUUUUGUUCCUUUCAAAGUCGGAGUUCGAGAGUUAGGUCAUGAGAUUUGGUUAGAGCUGAUUCUUUGGUGCUGCGUUGAACACGGGUUCAACAAACAGGGUGCUUGGUUGGUGGGUCAAAUGUGCGGCCGCAGAUCUCAGUCAACUUGGAAAAUUGAGAGCUGGGUGCCUCUUAUGGAAGCUCUUGACCUUGUGCAACAGACCAAUAUUAGCACUGAGCGAGUCUGGCGUCGUCCAGGUCAAGAAAAUCCGGUUGUGACCCACAGGGGCUCCCAAAAGCUGCCGUUCAACGGACUUGGCCUAAAAACAAUCAGCUCUGAAGUGGUUUCCAGUUUACGAAAUGGGCUAUCUAAUAUCGCUUACAACGGGGUUGGUUUCCGUGGCUCCGCCCCUUCUGAAUUGCUCACUUUCGCAAAGCCUCUGACCGCCUUGCUUGAUCCUCCUGGCGCUGCCGACGAACUUCGUCCUACAAGAAGGAUUACGACUGAGAACAUUGUUCGAAUAAUCGAGUCUGGCUGUUUAAAGCCAAAUGAAGAUCCAGUGGCGUUAGAAAGGGUGUUACGGUCUACCCAAAACCUUGUGCCCCCAUGGGAAACGGAACCAGUUCCCUCAGCAGACGAUCUGAAUAACAUGACGAGAGCACAGCUAUAUGACCAGACAGCCGCUCUAACUGGCCUAGUGCAAUACAAUAUCAAAAGCUAUAGCAACCAACGCCAAGCCACCCAGGCCUUUACUCAGUACGCGUGGCUUCAAAACAUCGUUGAUGCAAGCAAGGUCCAUCAUAUUCAAGCGUUCUUUGAGCAUCUCAAUCGAUCCCAAUCUAUGGAUGUACCAUUUUUCGACGCACAGCAACUCAACACUUCUCAACUAACGCAGUCGUCCCUCCCGGAGGUGUCACUCACAACAUUAGCCGAUCUACUUGAUUUGGCCACUGCUGCCAGAGCCGAUGAUUUCGGAAACUGGUUGCUCUUCAGCGAAGAUAUUGAUGGCCCCUCGAUCCCACCUGCUGUUUACGGCACCCAAGUUCUAGCCCCAUCGAUCCUUCGCUUUGCGGCUGCUACCCGAAAUCCCGACUUGAGCCACUCGGUGAUUAAAUCACUGGAAUUACCACUUACGGUGAACACGCUCAGGUCAAUGGCUAACCUUCACAUUGAGUUUGGUGACUGGGACCGCGCCAUUCUGGCCUUUGAGUACCUGCGUGACUAUAGGCUGAAAUCCUGGGGCUUCAGUAACAUCUUAGCUCUAGGAGCGAAGAUAGUCAGGCUUGACGGUGCCCUAAAGCUCCGACAGGCCAGUGGAGUCGAAGACACAGCACAAAAGUCCUUAAGGCAAAGCUUGGACCGCGCAAAACACCUUCUUUAUCGAUUUUUCUCCGGGGAAUUCAACACGCCUAGAAGCAAGCUCCCGAGAACAAAUACUUUCCAAUGGAAAGCUCUUGAGCGCACACGGGCCAUUUUUCGAAAAGUUCCUGGUGAACUGGGAGUUCUUGCAGGCCAAAUCCAGCUCAACCGCACAAUCUCCAGUCGCGAAAGACUCCCAUAUGUCCCCACAGUCUCUUUCCACGUUCUUCUCAGUGCAAUCCUAGACGUGCACGGCUGCAAAGUCGGUCAUGAAUUCGCAGUUCGCUGGCUUCAGAAAACACCCAAUCCACAGAAAUGGCGUCAGCGAGAAGGCGGUGUUUCCCGAUUCUAUCUCCACGCCGAGCGUGACUGGCAAUUGGGAAAUCCUAGUUACAAACAUGCUUGGCAUAACCAUUCCAUGUCAAAGGCUGUUAUUCCCGAUCUGAACACCAUCCGCAUUCUCGUUCGAGCUGCUAUGCGUGAGCUUGAGAUAAACCCACAUGAGAAGAUUAAGGUCGAGCCAUCCAGCGGUCAAGGCUACCAACUCGACGUCUCGAGGUCCAUCUACAAGUAUCUUACCUUGGAAGGUGGCAAACCGCCCGCUACGGAGGUCGAGGCUGUCCUGGAUUGGUGCGCGGCUUUCCUUAUGCGUGCCGGUAUGCAAGAUGCUAUCGACAUCGAGAUUCCGGGCCAUACGAGCCGUCUACGGGGCCGGGGCGUUCUUACUGCGCCACGAGAUAAACGGCUCCGAACCCGCUUUAAAGAGAUUCAAAAUUCUCCUUGGAUGGAAACUUUCGUUAAGGAAGUGGCUGAAGAGUACCCAUUGUCUAGGAUUAGCGAGUCCAAAACCUCGCUUGUAUAA